Molecule: messenger RNA, 3880 nt
Organism: Gavialis gangeticus (Gharial)
Lineage: Eukaryota; Metazoa; Chordata; Crocodylia; Gavialidae
Gene: BTRC
Product: beta-transducin repeat containing E3 ubiquitin protein ligase
Exons: 16
Coding region: 28-1989 (653 amino acids)
Molecular function (GO): protein dimerization activity
Source: RefSeq, a predicted model, not a curated record
UCUAUUCUCUCCUAGCCCCGAAUACACAUGCCCAAAGACGGAUUCCAACUUACAUCUUCUGGAUACCAAGCAUGGCUAAAGCAGUGCUCUAUGCCCAGAUCUCUGUGGCUGGGCUGCUCCAGCCUGGCGGACAGCAUGCCCUCGCUGCGAUGCCUGUAUAACCCAGGGACUGGCGCACUCACAGCUUUCCAGAAUUCCUCUGAGAGAGAAGACUGUAGUAAUGACGAGCCCCCUAGGAAGAUCAUUCCAGAGAAGAAUUCACUUAGACAGGCCUCAGCAGAAGGGUCUAUUCAUCCCGUAUCAAAUGUACAGCCACCAGAAGUUGGGGUUGUGACUAGGAGAGCAGCCAGCCACAGAAUCCGGGGCCCUUGGGCUCUGGUGGACCUGGCAGCUGGUGGCAAGAGGACCUACAACAGCUGUGCCAGACUGUGCUUAAACCAGGAAACCGUGUGUCUAGGAAGCACCGCAAUGAAGACGGAAAACUGCGUGGCCAAAACAAAACUUGCCAAUGGCACUUCCAGUAUGAUUGUGCCCAAGCAAAGGAAGCUGUCCGCGAGCUAUGAGAAGGAGAAGGAGCUCUGUGUCAAGUAUUUUGAGCAGUGGUCUGAGUCCGACCAGGUGGAGUUUGUGGAGCAUCUCAUCUCGCAGAUGUGUCAUUACCAACAUGGACAUAUCAACUCGUACCUCAAGCCCAUGUUACAGAGGGACUUCAUCACAGCGCUACCAGCUCGGGGAUUGGAUCACAUCGCCGAGAACAUCCUGUCGUACCUGGAUGCCAAGUCGUUAUGUGCCGCCGAGCUGGUGUGUAAGGAGUGGUACCGAGUGACAUCCGACGGCAUGCUGUGGAAGAAGCUUAUCGAGCGAAUGGUCAGGACGGACUCGCUAUGGAGGGGGUUGGCGGAGAGGAGAGGAUGGGGACAGUAUCUAUUUAAAAACAAGCCUCCCGAUGGCAAUGCCCCACCCAACUCCUUCUAUAGAGCACUUUAUCCCAAAAUUAUACAGGACAUAGAGACGAUCGAGUCCAACUGGCGGUGCGGAAGGCACAGUUUACAGAGAAUCCACUGUCGGAGCGAAACCAGUAAAGGGGUUUAUUGUUUACAGUACGACGAUCAGAAGAUAGUCAGUGGCCUCCGUGACAAUACCAUCAAGAUCUGGGAUAAGAAUACGCUGGAAUGCAAGCGCAUCCUGACCGGACACACGGGUUCUGUGCUGUGCCUGCAGUAUGAUGAGCGGGUGAUCAUUACUGGCUCCUCGGACUCGACCGUCAGGGUAUGGGAUGUCAAUACAGGCGAGAUGCUGAACACACUGAUUCACCACUGCGAAGCAGUGCUGCACCUGCGCUUCAACAACGGCAUGAUGGUGACGUGCUCCAAAGACCGGUCCAUCGCCGUCUGGGAUAUGGCGUCUCCAACAGACAUUACCCUGAGAAGGGUCCUGGUCGGACACAGGGCCGCCGUCAAUGUAGUGGACUUCGAUGACAAGUAUAUUGUAUCAGCGUCGGGUGAUAGGACUAUAAAGGUCUGGAACACGAGUACCUGCGAAUUUGUGCGCACCUUAAAUGGACACAAACGAGGCAUCGCGUGCCUGCAAUACAGAGACCGGCUAGUGGUGAGCGGCUCCUCCGAUAACACCAUCAGGUUGUGGGAUAUCGAGUGUGGGGCAUGCUUACGAGUCCUGGAAGGCCACGAGGAGCUGGUGAGAUGCAUACGCUUCGAUAACAAGAGGAUAGUCAGCGGAGCGUACGACGGGAAAAUUAAAGUGUGGGACCUCGUGGCUGCCCUGGACCCUCGCGCCCCAGCAGGGACUCUCUGUCUGCGAACCCUCGUGGAGCAUUCUGGGAGAGUCUUUCGCCUCCAGUUUGACGAGUUCCAGAUCGUCAGCAGCUCGCACGACGACACGAUCCUCAUCUGGGACUUCCUGAAUGACCCGGCUGCCCAAGCAGAGUCGACCCGCUCCCCCUCCAGAACAUACACCUACAUCUCCAGAUAAAUAACGCUACACCGUACCUCACACUUGCACAGGACUCAUUUAAGCUGCAGUAUUUAAAUUAUCUGCCAAUGCCAGGACAAACGAACUCUCCACGUAAUGAAUCCUUGCUGAAGAAAGAGGCUCUCAGACUCGUUUCUGGAACAAAGUUGGCGUGCGGUCGAUCUCAGACAGGGUCUGCUCAGCGCGGCCGACUGCUAAAGUGCUGCUAUAUCAGAAGACAUCUUUUAUCUUUCAUGAACGAUUAACAUUUUUAAACCUCCCCUCUUCUUUCUCCCUUUUCCCCCCACCUCCCGCUUUUCCCUCUCUAGAUGCAGGCACAGAUGUCCUAUAAAAAUAUUUAAGGUGUUGCCAGUCUUCGUUGCUUUGCUCUUAAGCAGAAGAAUCAUUGUCACUGGGCACCGUGCAGAGAGAGUCGCUGCCGGGUCAGGAGGCUGGGGAAGGGGCUGCUGCUUGGAGAUAUAAUUAGGUAUCAUUGUCAGUCUUUGAUAAGAGCAUCUCGCACCUGACCCCGAAGAGCAACUAAAGUGAUGCCUGAGAGGAGACCCGAGUCCCCGCUGCAUUUGGCUGUGGCUGCCUGCGGAUCUGUCUGGGUGGAGAGAGCAGGUGCCUGAAAUACACCCCCUUUGAUGAACCACAUCAGGAUUUUUCCUUCCGCUCUCACCCGUCUCUCGAACCUGAGGAGGCUGCAUGUGUGUUACGAGCUUCCUCUGUGUAUCAUGUGGCCGGCGCCCUGCAGAACGGCCGGCAAAGCCUGCCCAAGUCUGGAGCACUCUUCCUGGGAGGGUUGGUGGGGGGCAUGCAGUUCCUAGGCAUGGGGAGAUGAGCUGAGGGCAGUAUUUCACCGGUGGAGGCAUGGUCUGUACCCUAGCACAGGCUUGGUUCGCUUUGAACUUCCACGGGUUGUACCCCAAAGGCAGCGCUGUAUGCGUGGCUUGUAACUUGUUCUGUUAUUCAGGGAGAUGCUUGAGGCUGCAGCCAGGACCAGAGGCUGGCACCUUCCCAAGCUCUCCAUGCACCCCCUCUCCCCACUGCUUUCACCACCGGGUCUUAGAGGAGCUGGCCCCAUCCUGCAUGCGGUGGUGCGCUCUCUGCACGUGCAGCGCGGCUGGCUGGGUUUGGACAGGGGCCAAUGGUAGCAAUGCCGCCAGCCGGCAAAGGCAGGUGGGUGCAUUUUCUCAUCGGCUUAUACAGGGGCAUGGCCUGCCUUUGCCGCCUAGCCGCACAAACCCCUAGCCAGCACAGCACGCACCCUCAGCCUUUCACCCACCUGGCAUUGCGGUGUUAGGAGCAAGGGAUAAUUGACAGCAGGACCAACUCCAGCUGAGACCUGUGAGAAUCAAAAUGCCUCUGAUGCGAUGGGCACGCAGCGAUUCUCCACGUCUCAGGGGCCGGUGCAGCCGGAGGGUGCCACGCUUUCCCCCACCGCAGCCGGGAAAGGAAUCGCAGAGGGUCCCAUGCUUGGAUCAGGAAAGAUUAAACAGAAAUAAUCUCCACAGUCAUCCCGGCCGUGGCGAAGGAGCUGACAGAUUACCCGGGAGCAGUUUUAGGAGGGCCAGGUCUCUCGCUGCCGGCAUGGAGCAACCCUGGCUCCCCUCACAGCCGUGAACCCGUCCUGCCAGCGCGGAGGGCAAAGGGCCCUUUGUCCUGUGGGGGUGGAGGGGAGGGAAGCAGCACCGAGCAGCAUCUGGCCCCCUCUGAGCUUGGCGCUUUGCACCUGGGAGGUUGUUAUGUGCAUGUCCUCAUCGGCCUCGCCUCGCCAGGAGUCCAGUUGCCACCGUGCUUUGGAACCGUGUUUCCACCGGUGACAUCGGGUAAGCAACUGGCCCCACAGACCCUGAAGACGCGUCCCAGUAGCCAGCACCCUUUUGGCAGCAGCCAGAAGUCUCCCAAA